AUGACUUUGCAAGGCUAUAAUUUUGUAAUUAAGCACCGUUCCAGAAAACAACUUCUUCAUGUAAACAAAUCCUCUAAGGUAGUAAGAUGUGAAGAAGUAAAAAUAAUUUUAGAUGCAAUUUAUGGGAGUGCUAUUGGAGGACACUUAGGAGAAGCUGCUACCAUUUGGAAGAUUAGAAAGAGAUAUUUUUGGCCGCAAAUGAUUUCUGAAAUUAAAAAUUUUAUCAAGGGUUGUAUAAUUUGUCAGCAACAAGAAAAACUGAAAACACGCGAAUCUUUAUAUCUGAUAAGGACAACACAACCAUUUGACUGA
Molecule: messenger RNA, 312 nt
Organism: Dentiscutata erythropus
Lineage: Eukaryota; Fungi; Glomeromycota; Glomeromycetes; Diversisporales; Gigasporaceae
Source: the annotation of a GenBank genome assembly